Molecule: messenger RNA, 1163 nt
Organism: Leguminivora glycinivorella
Lineage: Eukaryota; Metazoa; Arthropoda; Insecta; Lepidoptera; Tortricidae
Product: neural Wiskott-Aldrich syndrome protein-like
Exons: 2
Coding region: 1-273 (90 amino acids)
Source: RefSeq, a predicted model, not a curated record
AUGAAUGAUGUUCUAGUGCCGGGCAGCGGGUACGCGCUGCGCAUGGAGUCACCGCGGCCUACGACGCGCCCCUUCGAGCCGGAGUCGCCCGCGCUGCGCGCCGCGUUGGCUGCGCCGGGGACACCCUCCCUGCGCGCCCUGUUCGCCAAGCGCCUCUCCCUCCCGACACCAGCACCGCCGCCGCCGCCGCCGCCGCCGGGCGCCGCACCCUGCUGUGCGCCCGCGCCGACACCAGCACCGCCGCCGCCGCAUAUUUUGAAGAAAAAUAUGUGAGCAAUUUUAAAAAUUAUAGUACAAAUUACUCGCUCUUGUUCUCCUUAGUAGUUGAAACAAAACUAUUUUGUUACCUAACUUAGCUCAGAUCUUGUUCUAGUUUAGCUAACUUGCAGAAAUCUUAUGGAGAGCAACAUAGUUGUAUUCCGUUUUGCUGAAUGCUCGGAAUUUACUAGUUUGUUUAGUUAAUAUUAAGUCUUUAUAACUAAAUCUCGGUUGAUAACCGAAUAGAAGCAGGUAAAAUUGAAUGAAAAGAAUAAUAAAUUAGAUAGAAGUAUUUGAAUUAGAUGCUACGGUAACAUUUUCAGUAAUAAAACUGGAUAGUGAAAAAUUUCCUUUUGAGAACUACAUUUACUGCAUAAUAUUUUUGUAUGCCAUGCAGAGAGACACAACCCUCCUGCGUAAAUAGUAAUUUGCUUGCUGUACAGCGUCAUCGAUUAAAAAUAUAUAAAUAACACGUAAAUUAAUAUAGAUAAGACUGAUCUUAAUUUUCCCCAAAGCUUGAGUACAUCGACGUAAGUGAAUGUAUGUAUGUAUGUAAUUUUUUUUAACCUAGCCCAUAAAAUAUAACUGGCUAUAAAAAUUGCACCCUGUCUUAAAUGGCUAAGAUUUCUAAUGAACCGCAGUUGACCACAGUGCUACCAAAGGUUUGUGUUAGCUCUCGAGUAUUCAACACGGCUCAAAGGGAUCCUUCUGUAACCGAGAAUCCUUGGUUUACAUCCACAGAAAAAAUAAAUUUACCAGAUAUCUGACUGCCUGGGCUUCGCUGACUGUGUAUAAAUUUGUGAACUGCUAAACUGAUAUUAAAUAAUGGUGAGAUAAAAAGUUCUUAAUAUCAUAUUUUUAAAUCCCUUCCUUUACCUAUAAAUUGAAAUAGAUAUCAUACACGA